AUGCCUCUGGAGCGUCUUGAAGAAGAAGGUCUUGAGAAAAUUCCCAACUUAAGAUUAGCGCAAUGGGUUUUCCGGGCUGGAUUAACUAAGACUCCCGAUACGAUGCGUAAAGAACUUAUGGCAAAAAUUACCAAGUGUAUACAAGAUGAUA
This is a messenger RNA of Trichobilharzia szidati, 151 nucleotides long. Lineage: Eukaryota; Metazoa; Platyhelminthes; Trematoda; Strigeidida; Schistosomatidae. The record is from the annotation of a GenBank genome assembly.